GUCCGCUCGCUCCAGCCGCGCUCCUCCCGGCUGUGUGCAAGCGCAGCGCCGCCGGCGGUGCCCGGCUGCAUGUCCGCCCGCCGCUCAUGCCCCGCGGCAUCGCACGCCCGCCUGUCUCCCUCUCUGUCUGUCUGUCUGUCUGUCUGUGCGUGCACAUGAGAAGAGAGGAGCGAGGGGAGGCGAGACCGCCACGCUUGUAGGAAGUGCCGGCAGCCGGUGCGAAGUGUGAACGAAAACUCUGCCGCCUCUCGGGCUGCUGCCAAGUGGACAGACCACCGCACAUAAUGCCAUCUUUUGAUGAGGUUUUGAAGGAGGCCGGGGAAUUUGGAAGAUUUCAAAAGAGAGUAUUUUUCCUCCUUAGCCAGACAGGCAUAACUUUUUCUUCCCUGUUCGCCAGCGUAGUUUUCCUCGGGCGAGCACCAGGCGACUUCUGGUGCAGGAUCCCUGGGGCAGCUGAGCUGAGUGAACGAUGUGGCUGGACCCUGGAAGAAGAACGAAACUUCACGGUCCUGCCCCUGCACCUGGGGAACGAGUCCGUCACUGGGGAGUGCGAGAGGCUGGAUGUCACUUGGGACGCCUCUGCCAGCUGCGCCAGCCCGCUCGCCCGCUAUGGCAAUCGCAGCACGGGCAGCCUGCCGCUCGCCCCUUGCCAUGGUGACUGGGUCUAUGAACAGCCCCGCUCAUCCCUUGUCAGCGAGUAUGAUCUUGUGUGUGGCAAUGCCUGGAUGCUGGAUCUCUCACAGGCCAUCCUCAAUCUGGGGUUCCUGGCUGGAGCAUUCAUCUUGGGCUAUGCUGCUGACAGAUACGGCAGAAUCCUCAUCUACCUGCUCUCCUGCCUUGGGGUUGGAAUAUGUGGCAUCAUAGUGGCAUUUUCACCAAAUUUUACUGUAUUUUUGAUCUUCCGGUUUCUCCAAGGCAUGUUUGGCAAGGGAACCUGGAUGACAUGCUACGUGAUUGUGACGGAGAUCGUUGGUUCCGAUCAGCGGAUGGUUGGAAUUGUGAUUCAGAUAUUCUUUACCCUGGGAAUUAUAAUUCUCCCUGGAAUUGCAUACUUGAUUCCCACCUGGCAGGGGAUCCAGCUGGCCAUUUCACUGCCCAACUUCCUCUUCCUGCUCUACUAUUGGGUGGUUCCUGAAUCUCCACGUUGGCUCCUGACACGUAAAAAGGGAGAGAAGGCAUUGAAAAUCAUGCGCAACAUUGCAAAACACAAUGGGAAAUUUCUCUCACCCCAUUACUCAGAGAUCACUAUUAGCAACGAGGAGGUCAGCAACCCCUCCUUUUUGGACCUGGUGAGGACUCCCCAGAUGAGGAGGAACACACUCAUCCUGAUGUACGCCUGGUUCACAAGUGCCCUUAUCUACCAAGGGCUUGUCAUGCGCCUGGGAAUUAUUGGAGGAAACCUCUACCUGGACUUCUUCAUCUCAGGAGCUGUGGAGCUGCCCUCUGCUUUCCUAAUUAUAGUGACAAUCGAUCGCAUUGGCCGGCGCCUGCCCUUCGCCAUGGGCAACAUCGUGGCGAGCAUCGCGUGCCUCAUCACUGCCUUCCUGCCAGAAGACAUACCAUGGCUCAAAACAACAGUUGCCACGCUGGGAAGACUGAGCAUCACAAUAGCUUUUGAAGUUGUCUAUCUAGUGAACAGUGAAUUGUACCCUACAACACUGAGAAACUUUGGUGUUUCCCUGUGUUCAAGUCUGUGUGAUCUUGGUGGGAUCAUAGCCCCAUUCCUGCUUUUCCGAUUAGCAGCCAUUUGGUUGGAGCUACCUCUAGUUAUCUUCAGUAUUCUUGCAGCUGUCUGUGGCCUCCUAGUAUUGCUUUUACCAGAGACAAAGGGAAUUUCAUUACCAGAGACAGUGGAGGAUGUGGAACAGCUUCCAAGUCAUUUUGGAAAAUGUGGCAAGAAACGGAAACACCGGGACACCAACUCUUAUAUUUGACUUUUGAAGAACAGCACUGAGAUAAGAACUUUGUUCCCAUACUGGGAAUUUGUUCUCCACCUGCUAAGACUUCAAAAUUUGCUGCAGAAUAUGGAUUAAACUUCAUGUUUUCCUUCUAAGCACAAGGACAUUUAAUACAAGUAGUGUAUUUUUCUAUGAAUAUGGAGUAAAUACUUUUUUUUCUGAGUACGCUGCUUGCAAGAAGGGACUGUGGUUCUUCACAGAGAACAGAACAGCUUUAAAAAUAUGGAACGUCCAGCUCGGUGACCUUGUAUUUAUUUCUGUAUCUAUUUAAGACUUCUGUUUAUUGUUUUGUUAGCAUUUACAUUUGUGUGGGAAUGGUUUAAAUGGUAGUUUAGAUGACCUUGAGGAGGAGAAAAUGACUAUUUUAACCUGUCCUCCUUUGCCCCUGAAGAAUCUGGACCAAUAGAAGUUAUGAUGGCUGAAGAAGGAGGGCACUGAUCAGGGUGACUCUUUCCCUGGUUGAGAGGGAUGGAAAUCAGCAGUGUGCAUCAGAAGAACCUCUCUCUGGUCUGAUUGUCAUCCACAGGAACCCUUUUCAACAAAAGCUCUUCUUCCCUCCUUGUUGAAGGGCUUUCUGAAAUGUGGAAGCAGUCCUCCUCACCUUUCCAGGGCUUUAUGUAGGUGUCAACCCCUGCACAGGGCAUUAGCUCUGCAGGACAGAUUGUCCUGCUGCCCAUUAGUGCCUUUCCCAGACACAGCUGGGGUUCAUGUGACACCCCUCAUCUCUCCAAGGGAAGGGCUUCUGCCUGCUCUUCUCUGUUGAAUGCUUUUUCAAACACCUCUUUCAAGAGCAUGCUGAUUUUUUUCCUUCACAAAUUAUGCUCUCUGCCCAUCCCUACAAACAAAAUUCUUUCACCCUCACCACUGCCAAGAUGACCUGCAAUUCCUGCAUUCUGUUCAUUAUCACUAUUUGUCAUCUUUCUGUCUUGGGGAUAAUUUUUUUGGGUUGUUGACAGGGAUGUCAAGCUGUCUUGGACAGGGAUGAGCCAGGAGCUUUGGUUAUGAAGGGAAGUAAGUGUUAAUUGGUCCUUUGAAGCUGACAUGUGACAGAAUAACUCUCUGGCUCUGUAAGCAGAUUCCAGGGACAGACUGCCUUUCCUUUCUCCUGUAUAACCUUUGUCAAGAAUUGUGUCCUGGCCACUGACUGGUGAACCAUACACUCCUAGCAGGGAAGGACUUGAAAAGAUGUGGCAUUCAAAAGGUAUCCUGUUACCAACAAAAAAAUAAAUAAAAGAAAGUCAGUGAGAUAUUUUAAAGGACCUUAUAAACUCACAAAAACCCCCCAUGUUUGGCACAGGCAAAUAUAGGACUGAGUUUGGAAGGUUCAUACCACAAAUCAGUUGCUCUAUACUACAGUCAGUGAAAAUGAAUGACCACUGCUCCAGUCUCACCAUCCUAGGAGCCCAGGAGGAUUUCCUGUGGUGAGGAAUAAACUGUGCUUUUCAGCAAUUCCCAACUCUCCCUGCCUUUUUCCAGCAAUCGCCUUUAUCACCAGCCCUUCUGGAGGAAAACAGGGCCUUUAAUAAUAAUCUCAGCCUAAUGUUUGCACACUUUAGGCAGUUAGUGAUAAAGGCCUGUCUUUCAAGGCUGGUCCUAACUUACUCUGAGGCACAGUAGAGGUCAAAGGUAUGCUUAGCAAAAGUCAGUAAUGACUUAGAGAUAUGAAACUAAAUUAACAUCUCACAAUAUAUACAGCUAAUCUAGAAGACACCACACAAAACUGGAGCUACUGCUACAAGGAGAAAACUUCUCCUAGACCAAUACAAUGUUCUGUAGAUAGCUGAAGAUGAUAGCCCAAGGCUGGCUGGCAGACACCAGCCCUGAACUGGAAGCUAUGGGCUUGCACUGGCCAGAUGCUGUGUCUCAGGGCAGACUCCCAGACACAAAACUCAGCCCAGCCAGCCCCUACUGAAGGCACCUUGGAGAACCAGGGUGAAGUGGUCACAUGUGAUGCUCAGUGAGCUGAACCACCCUCUUCCACUUAGUGUUUCUUACUUGUGAUUUUUUUAUUGGUGUCUUAAACACUUUAACAGCUUGAGAAAGAUUGCAGAUAUCUUUUCAAGCUAUGACUUUUCAAAUAAAUGUGAAUAAUAUUUGACAGCUUGUCAGUUUGUGGACAACUAAAACGUGUUGAGAAAUGAGAGAUGCAAAAGACUUGUUUCCUCCUUUCAGAUUAUGCUUUGUUUUGCAUGUGUUGCUCAAAAAAUAAUGUAAGUGAUAAACUUCAGUAGGUAAAAUGGCUUGGGGCAGUGUCAGAAGUUUGAAUAUAUUUAUUUCUUAAAAAUUUGUUUUGUAAAGGACAGCAGAAAAAAGCCUAUGCAUAUGUUUUGACUUCUAAUCUAGUAGUGCUAAGCAACUUCCGGUGGAGUUUGUAUUUGGCCAUUGCUUUUGUGCUGUUAUCCCUAACAGGGAUUUUGUAAGUUGAAAAAUCCUUCCAUCUCUGUGAGACUUUGUGUUGCCUCCUGAAGGUGUCGUGGGUAUGUAAUGGUGGGGUUACACUCUUGUGGGCGAGAGAUGACAGAUGAAGUGUUGGUACCAGACGAACAGCUUCAACAAGGGAGAACCCCAAGCAAAACCAGCUGCAUGGAGGUGGAUGCACGUGGGCAUGCAGACCACAGGACAGGCUGCUUGUUUAAAAAAAGUUAUUCUAAAUUCAUAUGUGCCUCCAGCUGCUUAAUACUUACAGGAAAGUCCUACAAGGUUCUCAGGAGGCACAGCAGUGUUCUCCUAACAUGCAUGUGUUGACACCAAAAUGGCUGUUGUGACCCAGCACCUCUUCAGUGAGGGCCUGAACUCCGUCAGCUUUAAUUGUCCUGCACAUGUAUCCUCCAGAGGCACAGUGAGAGAUGCGAGGUACACAAGAGACAAAGGGUCACUGUACCAUCACCACAGGCACACAAACACUGUGACCUCAGAAACCCAACUGUGUUUUUCUUGUUGGCAAAGAGUUUUCUUGGACCAACAAACAGAUGGAAGUGCUAUUUUGGGUCAAAUGUGCCACUGCCACCACAUGUGCUGGGUUACUUUAUCCAGUCUGUGCAAAGGGUUACCACAAAAAAUUGCAAUUUUUAUUGUCCCUGACAGUCUUGCAGAAGGCAAGGAUCCCAACUGUUUGAAGCGUUAUGAGGUGGGACUUUCGUGGCCACUCCGGCAUAUCCAGGCAUUUCUAGCCAGUUUGGCAAGGAGAACAGGGCUAAUGGUUUCUCUGUCUACAAGCCAGGUAUUAGCCAUGCCUUCAAAAGUUCCCAUCUGAAGAGCUUAACAAAUCAAAGCCCAAGCUGCAACACGGAAUUUCUUUUGUCGGGGAAGAAUUGUACAAAUCUCUUGGCUGGCUUAAUGACCAAAGUUGGUAUAUAUGGAAAAUAUGCAGGAGGAUAUUUGUGAUCAGUGGAUCCCUCUGACCAGACAGGUGGGUGGUGUGUGCUUUAUCAGAGGUGCUCCUGCUCAGGAAGGCAACGCCCUGAGAUGAUUUCAUCUCCCAGAAUCAGACUCCAGAUGUAAGAAAGAAAUCACCCUGCCACCUAACUAUGCUUAAUAGUUCUCAUCUCCCUUUAAGGCACUGGGAGGAAAAAGCAAACCAAACCAAAACUCUGAGAAUGCAACUCAUCCCUUCUGCAUGAGCAAGUUUACAAUAAAAAUGAAGGCAAUUUUAAAAUGACGUGCAGCUUGGCUUUUCUGGGAGUGUGGAAAAUAGACAGGACAAAUCCCACCCCAGGAAGUAGCUGUGUUACUUGGAUAGCCUCAGCACACCCCGGGGAUGCCAGAAGGACCCCAUGCAGAGCUGGGGGUCUCCAGGUGCCUGUGGGGAGCUCCCUGCUUUAUGUGCCAGAGAAGCAGGAUGUGAGCAGGAGUCAGCAAUUGUUUCACUUUGGCAAGCAUGAGUCAAGCUUUCCCUGGAAAGCGUUUCAAAAGGUUUAAGCCUACACUCCCUAUAACCACGUGUACAUCAUCUUCUUUUAGAGGAGAAAAAUGUACAUCUAACACAUGUACAUUUAGUCAGAUAAUGUUACACAAAGAAAUAAAUGGGUACUAUGGGUACACAACUUCAUAAUAUGUAGAUGCAUUGUCACUAUUUGUGGUACCUAUUGAUAGCUAUUUUCUUUUCUUUUCUUUACUAGGGACUAACUUCAGGGUGAGGCUGUUUUUUAAUUCACUGUUUUAUAUCUUUGAUGCAACAUUUAUAUAUUUGUGACACAUGUAUUUCCAUGAUGAUAAAAAAUAUGAAAACACAAACCAAAUGUGUUUCCUUCCUUUUUUUUCCCCCCAUCCUAUGUAUUUAAUGCUAUCAGAUAUAUCAAAUAAAACUGCAUAGGCAUAUAAGAUAUGUACUGUGAGAUUCUUCUUUGGUUUGUAGCAUCAAAUUGGUAAUAGGUUCAGAUGACUCAUAGAAAAUAAAAAGUUUUGAGAAAAUAAAAAGAAAUGAGAAAAAGAAUUCUCAUUUCUUCAUACGUUAGAAGCAGAACAUCUUGAAAAUUAUGACCUUAAAAGAAAAUG
Molecule: messenger RNA, 6452 nt
Organism: Motacilla alba alba
Lineage: Eukaryota; Metazoa; Chordata; Aves; Passeriformes; Motacillidae
Product: solute carrier family 22 member 3-like
Exons: 11
Coding region: 285-1934 (549 amino acids)
Biological process (GO): transmembrane transport
Cellular component (GO): membrane
Molecular function (GO): transmembrane transporter activity
Source: RefSeq, a predicted model, not a curated record